UUUUAUUAUAAAAAAUAAAAACGCUCUUCCGGUCGAACGUUGAGAUGCGCUUAUAUUGAACGAGGCGUUUUAUAUAAGCAGUAUGAAAACUCCAGUGAGCGUCCUGCGGCUGCCCAGAGGACCGGACCCGAACAGCCGAGGAUUCGAUCCGAACUCUCCCCGCUUUAUCGCUCUGUGUCCCACAACUGUUUCCACAUCCUCAUCGGGAAGCGUUGAUGAAGAGGAGCAGCGGCUGCGCUCAGAGCUGCGAGAGAGGUUUCUGCGGACACUCUUACUGAUGACAGACAAACAAGUGCAGUUCGACAUGUUUGAGAAAGUGCGCGUGCGCGCGACGUUCGGAGCCUCGGAUAUAGACGUACUAAAUUUCCAGGUGUCUGAUUUGGAGACUCCUCUGGGUGUUCAGAAAGAGGCGCUGCUGAGAUGCCACGAUAUGAUUUCGUGCUCUUUUGAACUGUGAGAGCGGAUUCUGGUCUUCACCACAAGGUGGCGCUAGAAGUGUUGCGAUUGUGUGGUGAUUAAAGUUUAAUGGGUUGAAAGAACUUUCUCGUUGCUUUCAUUGUUCAUACUGUCAUUUGUAAUAAACAUAU
Labeo rohita (rohu) is the source of this 587-nucleotide messenger RNA. RefSeq names its product gem (nuclear organelle) associated protein 7 (gene gemin7). Gene Ontology annotation, cellular component: SMN-Sm protein complex. The transcript has 2 exons. Lineage: Eukaryota; Metazoa; Chordata; Actinopteri; Cypriniformes; Cyprinidae. The coding region runs from base 83 to 457 and encodes 124 amino acids. The record is from RefSeq and is a predicted model, not a curated record. Gene Ontology annotation, biological process: spliceosomal snRNP assembly.